CUUCAGCUGUUGGUUGGUAGGUCAGUGCCUCGCUGCCUGCAGCGGGGCUGCUGCACACCAGCCGGAGCUCCGCGUUGGGUUUCCCCGGUCUGUAAAUAAAUACACCCGGCUGCUCGGUGCGUCUCGUCUCCAAAAUGCGGUGAAGUGUCCCCUGCCAUUCGGCCAGUUUUAUCUGAAUGUCUCCCUGCGUGGAAUGAAUGAUGGAGUGAAAUCUUCGGCUGGAUAAUCGACCGUCAACCUGCCGCGAGUUCGUGCACGGAGACAAAUAGAUGAUAGAAGAUACGAUGACCCUGCUGUCGCUGUUAGGUCGGAUCAUGCGUUAUUUUUUGCUCAGACCGGAGACCCUGUUCCUGCUGUGCAUCAGCUUGGCUCUGUGGAGUUACUUCUUCCACACGGAUGAAGUGAAGACCAUCGUCAAGUCCAGUAGGGACGCGGUCAAAAUGGUCAAGGGGAAGGUGGUGGAGAUGAUGCAGAACGAGCGCUUCGGCGGGCUGGAUGUCCCGGACGCAGAGUUCUCCAAAACGUGGGAGUUCAAGAGUAACAAUGUGGCGGUGUACUCCAUCCAAGGCCGGCGGGACCACAUGGAAGACAGGUUCGAGGUGCUCACCGACAUCGUCAACAAGAGCCACCCGUCUAUCUUUGGGAUUUUUGACGGCCAUGGAGGAGAGGCUGCUGCUGACUUUGCGAAAGCUCACCUGCCUGAAGCUCUGCGCCAGCAGCUACUGACCUAUGAACGGGGGAAAGAGCGAGACCGAGAGAAAGACAAGGAGAAAGAUGAGAAAAAGGAGGAGGCCAGCUUUUCCUAUCCCACCAUUCUGGAGCAGCAGAUCCUGACGUUGGACAGAGAAAUGCUUGAAAAACUUUCUGCCACUUACAACGAAGCAGGCACUACAUGUCUGGUGGCUCUGCUCUCUGAUAAAGAGCUGACUGUGGCUAACGUCGGAGACUCUCGUGGAGUUUUGUGUGAUAAAAAUGGGAAAGCCAUUCCUCUAUCGCAUGACCAUAAACCGUACCAGCUCAAGGAACGCAAGAGGAUCAAGAAAGCCGGUGGAUUCAUCAGUUUCAAUGGCUCAUGGCGCGUCCAGGGCAUCCUGGCUAUGUCUCGUUCCCUGGGCGAUUACCCGCUGAAGAAUCUGAACGUGGUCGUUUCUGACCCAGACGUUAUGUCCUUUGACCUGGACAAGCUGCAGCCUCAGUUCAUGAUCCUGGCAUCAGACGGCCUCUGGGAUACUUUCAGCAAUGAGGAGGCAGUUCGCUUCAUCAAGGAUAGACUAGAUGAGCCGCACUUUGGCGCCAAGAGCAUUGUUCUCCAGUCUUUCUAUCGAGGUUGCCCUGACAACAUCACCGUAAUGGUGGUGAAGUUUAAAGGCAAAAGUGGUGAAAAAAAGUAGUUCCUCCCGCCCACGGCAUGUAUAUAUGAUGGUUUGAAUUCAUUUACGGUGGAAGAUUUAAAGCUGCUUUUUGAACAAGAACUAUUUAUAUCGUAGGUAUUUACUGCAGAUAGCCCUUGAAACCUCACAUAAAACACUUUUUCUCUUUCUAAUCUUUUACCCUACAAGUGUCACAAACCUGUGAGUGCAUCAAACAACUACACUUUUAACUGUGUAAGUGUGCACUGGAACGAGUGGAGGUAAAAUAAAGACAGUAUUCUCUUAGAAAUAAAUGUACACAAUUCUUUCACUCUAAAGCAAACCGGGACUGAGAGGUUUAAGCUACAUUGUUAAAUCCUUUUCUGUCAAUUUGUACAUGUACAGUUGAAACCAGAAGUUUACAUACAUGGCAUAAAAACACACAUGCUUUUUUUUUAAAUAAAAGGAAACCUUUCCUGUUUAAGGUCAAUUACAAUGGGCAAAAAAGUUAUUUCUAUUUGCUGAAUGUCAGAUUUAUGAGAAUAUCUUUUUUUUAGAAAAGUUUUUAUUACUUUUAUUAAAGUCAAAAGUUCACAUAUGCAAGGUUAAAGACUUUAAUUUUUGGAGACAUUUCCUGUGGGCUGACCAUACCAAAAUGAAACUGUUUGGCCACAAUGACCAUCGUUAUGUUUGAAGGAAAAAGGGGGAAGCCUGCAGGCCUCGCAACCCCAUCCCAACUGUAAAACAUGGGGGUGGUAGUAGCAUCAUGUUGUGGGAUUGUUUUGCUGCUGGAGGGACUGGUGCACUUCACGAAAUAGAUGGCAUCAUGAGGAAAGAGAAUUAUGUGGAAAGCAACAUCUGAAGACAUCAGCCAGAAAGUUGAAGCUUGGGCGCAAAUGGAUCUUCCAAAUGGACAAUGACCCGAAGUGGCUUAAAGAUAACAAAGUCAAUGUUUUGGAGUGGCCAUCGCAGAGCCCGGAUCUAAACCCUUUUGAACAUUUAUGGUCAGGGCUGAAAAGGCGUGUAAAUGCAAGGUGACCUACAAACUCAGCUCAGUUACACCAGUUCUGUCUGGAGGAAUGGGCCACAAUUCCUACCAAAUCUUGUCAGAAGCUUGUGGAAGAAUAUCUGAGAUGUUUGACCAAAGUACUGCAGUUUAAAGGCAAUAGAACCAAAUACUAAUGGAAUGUAUGUCAACUUUUGACUUUGAUCAAAGUAAAACAAAUUAGUUUGAAAACCGUAGUCUCAUUAUUCUAUCAUUUAGCAAAUUGUAAUUGACCUAAAACAGGAAAAGUUUACUUUUAUUUCAUGUUGUGUGUUCAGUUGUGUGGUUUUAUGUUGUGUAUGUAAACUUCUGGUUUCAACUAUAAUAUCCCAUCAUUCAUUUUCGUCAGAGGCAGUGGCGACUCUGUUUCCACAUUGUGAAUCAUGUCAUUAUUUAGCCUUAUGUGAUCAACGGCAAAUAUGAGAUUUGUUUCUCUGGAGAGCUCAUACAAGAAUACUUGCAUAAAGAAAAUCUAAUUGUAAGAACAGGUGUUUCUCUCUUUUUGUUAAAUUUGAGCUUUUUUACAGGACUGCUAAUAAUUUCUUCUUUCGAAUCUCACUUUAUUUAAAACUUUUUAGUUUUUCAAAGCUAGGCUGCUUCACCUAGAAACUCUUUCAAGACCUCUGUUAUACGUUUUAUUGUUUUAUCUAAUAACUGAGGCUUACGGGUCUCAAACUCCGUGUCCUGGUUUUCUUGUUUGGGUCAACUCACCUAAUUUAUGUCAAUGUCAAAAUCUAAGAGUCCUUGAUGUUAUGCUCCUUUUUUGUAGGGGUUGAUUCUAGGUACGUACCGGUAAUUAAGAGCAGAGCGUUAAGAUAUAUUAAGGAAUUGCUUGGAUUUGUAGCAUAAAACUAGUUUGAAUAAACAUGUUUGUAUUUUAAACUUGUUACAAUUAAAAAAGCGGAAGUCCUGGCGUGUGUCUCAUUAGGAAGAAAGAGUCAGUUUGCACCAUUUCCUAAAUCGUAAAGGGAUUUAUUUCAUUUUAAAAUCUUAAUGAUGUAUUUUAUGUUAAAUGAUAUAGAAAACACCCCUUUUUAGUUUUUGUAUCACUCAAGCAGUGUUGUGGCCUUUCAAUGAAAUUACAUUGAGUUUGAGAACCUGCUGUAUGUAGUUUGUAGAAGCUUAAAUUACAUUAUUUUCCAAUAUGAAGAAAGUCAUAAGGUAGUCAUUUAAAAAACAAACUUAAUACACAAUUUAUAAUUUUCUUUUUUUUUUAACAGAUUACUUGUUUAAAGGCUAGGAAAGUGACCACCCAGAACAACAUUUUAAAAAUUUUGUUAUGCAUUUUUUAAAUAAAAUAUGUUUUAUAUUUUUAACAUUAGAAGUUCUUCAAACUAACUUUUUUAAAUUAAUUUACUAAUUAAUUUACUUAAAUGAAAUGAUCCAUUCUGGUUGAUUACAUUUUUCUUUGGACAAAAACAAUCCAUUUUAAUUUUUACAGUACAUUAAAAACUGCAUUUGUGUUUUAUUUUGUCUUAUUCUGGUGAAAUUACAUGAUGUUGCCUUAUUUUUAAUUUUUUUUCUGCCAAAACUAUUUUGUGAGUUUUCGGUGAAAUGCAUUUGAUCGUGCAGGGCAGUGCAGUGGAGGAUGCACGCCCCAUAUCUUGUACCUUCAUUCAGAUAUUAUGUGUUGAGUGACUGUUUCAUGAGGUAUGAAACAUAAAGAUGAAUGUAAAUACCGUCAUCACGUGACUACCAGCUCCACCCAAACAUGCAGGUUAUUACAGCUGUCCCUGAUCCUAAGCUAACUGCAGAGAUGUAAAUACAUGAAUUCCAGAUGAAACUGUCUGUGCUUUUUUUUCAGGAUCAUGUCAUGAUGUACCUCACUGAAUGUUUCUUGCCUUUGUUAUUUGUUUUGAUGACUUUAAUACACUGCUAAAAGUUUAAUAAAUUGAACAUUUUAAAUUUGAAGACCACAAAA
Messenger RNA from Oryzias latipes (Japanese medaka), 4315 nucleotides. RefSeq names its product protein phosphatase, Mg2+/Mn2+ dependent, 1Lb (gene ppm1lb). The record is from RefSeq and is a predicted model, not a curated record. Lineage: Eukaryota; Metazoa; Chordata; Actinopteri; Beloniformes; Adrianichthyidae. Gene Ontology annotation, biological process: protein dephosphorylation. Gene Ontology annotation, molecular function: protein serine/threonine phosphatase activity; cation binding.